Messenger RNA from Pochonia chlamydosporia 170, 870 nucleotides. RefSeq names its product oxidoreductase,short chain dehydrogenase. The coding region runs from base 1 to 870 and encodes 289 amino acids. Gene Ontology annotation, biological process: triglyceride catabolic process; phosphatidic acid biosynthetic process. Gene Ontology annotation, cellular component: endoplasmic reticulum; lipid droplet. The record is from RefSeq and is a predicted model, not a curated record. Lineage: Eukaryota; Fungi; Ascomycota; Sordariomycetes; Hypocreales; Clavicipitaceae. The transcript has 3 exons. Gene Ontology annotation, molecular function: acylglycerone-phosphate reductase (NADP+) activity; triacylglycerol lipase activity.
AUGACCAACCAGACUUCACAUGGCCCGACAGCCGGCCAGAAAACUGCGCUCGUCACAGGAGCAGGAAUUGGCGGAAUAGGAGGUUCACUCGCGACUGAGCUUCAUCAAGCCGGCUAUUUUGUUAUUUGCGCUGUGCGGCGACCGUCCAGUAUAGACGAUCUCCUAAGACCUGGCAUGGUGGCCAUUGAGUUGGAUGUCACAUCAACGGAAUCGAUAAUAACCGCCGUCAAGAACGUCUCAUCCAUCACCAACGAGAAGCUUGAUGUUUUGAUCAACAAUGCAGGAUCCGCUACUCAUAGGCCCGCCUUGGAUCUGGAUGUUGAUGGCGUUGUUGCAUCAAUGUUUGAUGUCAACGUUCUUGGUGUUAUGAGAAUGGUCAAAGCUUGCUCCGACCUGUUGAUAAAUGCAAAAGGAUGUAUCGUUAAUAUUGGCAGCAUCGCUCCAAUUGUACCCUUGGUGUAUUCCUCUGCUUAUAACGCGAGCAAAGCUGCACUCCAUGCCUAUGGGGAUUCUCUUCGGAUGGAGCUCCAGCCUCUCGGAGUUGAUGUUAUUACUGUCAUCACUGGUGGGGUAAAGAGUAAUAUAAUUCGGGAACAAAACCCAUCCCUGCCGAAGGGCUCACGGUACCUUCCCGUUGAAAAUUUCUGGCUACAGCGGGUUAUGUUGUCUCAAAAGGGGGCAAUGGAUACAGACGACUACGCUCGCAACGUGGUCAGAAUGAUACAAAAGAAGAAACGGCCACUGUGGUUCUGGAGCGGAGGUUCAAUUUCCAUCGCGUGGUUCCUGUACUACUUUGUACCGCGGAGUGCCAGGCUGUUCAUAAUGGCUAGACGUUUUGGUCUUACGGCGCAGAAGCUAAUCGCGCGGUAA